This is a messenger RNA of Gryllus bimaculatus (two-spotted cricket), 1615 nucleotides long. The record is from the annotation of a GenBank genome assembly. Lineage: Eukaryota; Metazoa; Arthropoda; Insecta; Orthoptera; Gryllidae.
AUGGAAAAUUUAAGCUGGUGGAGAAAUUUUAAGCUGGUGGUGGAGAAGGGCGGCGCGCGAGGGCGACGCGCGCGCGUGCGCGCGCUGCUGCAGGCGGGCAUCGCGCCUGACGAGCCGCGCACCAACAACCAGAAGACGGCGCUGUGGCUGGCGGCGCUGGAAGGCACCGGCAGGUGCGGCGCUGCUGCUGGCGGCGGGCGCCGACCCUUGGCGCCGACGACGGGCCUCGCCAUCACGCCGCUCAAUCGGCGCCGCCGUCGCCGGCCACGCCGACGUCGUCGCCCUCAUGGCGGCCGCCCGGCCCCAGGUGGUGAGGCGUCACCUUUUGGUUCUUCUGGCCACUCCACAGCGGCGCGCGAGGGCGACGCGCGCGCGGUGCGCGCGCUGCUGCAGGCGGGCAUCGCGCCUGACGAGCCGCGCACCAACAACCAGAAGACGGCGCUGUGGCUGGCGGCGCUGGAAGGCCACCGGCAGGUGGCGGCGCUGCUGCUGGCGGCGGGCGCCGACCCUUGCGCCGACGACGGGCUCGCCAUCACGCCGCUCAUCGGCGCCGCCGUCGCCGGCCACGCCGACGUCGUCGCCCUCAUGGCGGCCGCCCGGCCCCAGGUGGCCGUGCGCGCGCUGCUGGAGGGCGGCACCCCGGCGACCGCCCGCGCGCGCGGCUACCCCUCCGCGCUGUUCGCCGCCGCCUUCAGCGACGCCGCCACCCUCGCCUUGCUGCUCGACGCCGGCGCCGACCCGGACGAGACGGACGGGUGGGGCCGCACGGCGCUGCACCACGCGGCCGCCGCGGGCGAGCGCGAGUGCGCCGUUCUGCUGCUGACGGCCGGCACGGACCUCCUGCACCGGGACAGCGCAGGCCUUACGGCCGGAGACGUAGCGUCCACCAACGAAGUGCGCCGCCUGUUUCUGCCCUCCCUGCCCAUGAACGGGUACCCCGCUUCGGGCAUCUGACUCGGCAUCCGGCGCAGCAUUUACGCCCAACGCAACGGGAAGUGCCUUCAGUAGGCUGUUAACGAGCAAGCGCGGUUUGCGAGGUUGUCUCGCGACGGUUGUCAUCUGUUCCAUUCUUUCCGCGAUUAAGAGGGCCAGCGGUGUCUCGUUUACAUCCUGCGCAAGCGAGGUUGUUGUUUUUUUCGUGAAUAGUCACCUUUAAUACUCUUUGAAAGAAAAAUACGUAGGAUGACUGAGUGCAUUAUUUGCAUGCCUGAUACGUAAAAUUUGUAUUUGUUUUAUGCUAAAUCUCUGACAAAUCGUUUCUUAAACAAGGACUUCUUAGACUGUUGUUUCAGGCUUUUGUCUGUUCCAGUUGUAUCCUUACUGCGAAUUGUUUUAUUUCUGCUAGGUUUACAUAUUUGUUAUAAAUAGGUGAAUUAUCUCCUAUUGUACCUUGUUUUACCAUUGUGGACCUCGCUUGUGUGUGAUACGUAAACAUUUUAUUCAAAUCAAAAACUUUUCCCGUUCAUUUUUCAAAUUGUUUAUUCUCCUCUUAAGCGUGCUUGUAAACUUGAACUUUGAUGACAUGACAUUAGAUUUCCCGUUGUAAUUUUAAGUGUCUUACUUGAAAUUUUAGAAAUAAAUACAUUUUUAUUAUUGUCAAACUUGACAAUAUUAA